AUGCCGAAUAGUAAAUGGAUAGCAGAUUUAAAAACUGUACUUCAAGUUGGUAAAGCGCGUCUUGAUGUACGUGAAAAGAAAAAAUCCGAACAAGUAGCAAAAGAACGUUAUACAGUUGCUGAUUAUGUUCGUAACAAUAAAGUUCCACGUGCUCGUAUUGCUGUUGAACAUCUUGUACGUGAAGAUUAUAAAAUUGAAGCUAUGGAUCGAAUUGAAGCUUAUCUUGAUACACUUCUUAUGAGAAUGCAAUUAAUAAAAGAUCGUCCAAAAAAUGGAGCUGUUGAUCCAGCUAUUGAACAACCAUUAGCAAAUGUUUUAUGGGCUGCACCAUUUCUUACACAAGAUAUUCCUGAACUUGGUCAAGUAACAGCAAUGUUUAAAAAACAUUUUGGACCAGAAUAUGUAACAAUGUGUGAACAAAAUAAACUUGGAAUGGUUGAUGUUGAUCUUUUACGUUGUUUAAGUUGUGAUCUUAUUCCUAAAUUACUUAUUGAAAAAUAUUUAGUUGAAAUAUGUCGAAGUCAAAAUGUACCAUUUGAACCUGAUCCAACUAUAAUGGCACAAGAUGAAUUUUGGACAAUUGGACAACGUUAUGUUCAACAAACAAAUACUAAUGAUGAGAAACGUCCACCAUCAAAUAUAAAUGAUGAGAAACGACCACCACCACCACCAUCAUCAAGUGGAGGAGGUGCUCCAUCAUCAGGAGGUGGCGGUGGUGGUGGUGGUGGAGGUCAUUUAGAUUUUCCAUCUGUUCCAUCAGCUCAACCAAGUGCACCAGCACCUCAACCUCAAUAUCCAAAUAUUAAUUUUGGACCAUCAAUUCCACCACCUCCACCACCAUCAUCAUCGUCAAAUACACCUCGUUUUGGUUUUAAUGUUGAUUAUAGUGCUAAAACACCAUUUAAUGAUCCAUUUCCACAAGUUCCAAAUGUAAAUGAUCGAUCAGCACCACCUGCUGUUCAUGGUGGUUCAGAUGAUCCUGGUUUUGAUGAUUUAGCUCGUCGAUUUGAAGAAUUAAAAAAUAGAAAAUAA
This is a messenger RNA of Rotaria sp. Silwood1, 1032 nucleotides long. The record is from the annotation of a GenBank genome assembly. Lineage: Eukaryota; Metazoa; Rotifera; Eurotatoria; Philodinida; Philodinidae.